Molecule: messenger RNA, 996 nt
Organism: Paramecium sonneborni
Lineage: Eukaryota; Ciliophora; Oligohymenophorea; Peniculida; Parameciidae
Source: the annotation of a GenBank genome assembly
AUAAUGGGUAAGAAGGCUGCUCCUAAAUAAUAAGUGAAUAAAAAAGCUGUAAUAAGAAGAACAAGAACUAUUUAGGCUUUAAUAGAAGGCAAUGAAAAUAUUGUACACUAAAAAUUGGGUUAAACUAGAAGUUAAAGUAAUGGUAAAUAUCUUCUUUAUUAGAUAGGUGUUUAAUAAAAGAAGAUAAAUAAGUAGACUUAAUAAGCAAAUUAGAAAAAAGUAGUUACUGAAAAAGGAAAGAGUGUGCCUAAAUAGAAUUCAAAAUAAAAAGAAGAGAAAUAACCAAUUAAAGAUGAUACUAAAUAAAAAAAAUAAGCUGAGGUUUAAGAUAAUAAAAAAGAUACAGAAACAAAAUAGAAUGUUAAACAAGUAUAAAAAAAAGUUAUAAGUAAAAAAUAAAUUUCUCAAAAAAAAAGUACACCAAAAAAAGCUCAAAUAAAAGUGAAUGUAACUAAAAAAGUGAGUUAAAAGAAAAAUGAAAAAGAAGUUAAUAAAAGUGAAAAAAAGGAAGGAGAAAAAUCUGAAGUAAAGAAUAAUGAAAAAAUGGAAAAACAAGUAAUAGAUAAAUCUGAGAAAAAAGAUGUAGAAGAAUCAGAUAAGAAAGUUAAUGAUAAAAGUGAGAAAAAGAUUAUUGAUAAAUCUGAAAAAAAGAGUGAAAAGAAAGGAAGAAGUGGAAAAAAAGAAUAAGAAUAAGAAUAAUAAUAAAAAUAAGAAUAAAAAUAAACAGAUAGUGCAAAGUUACCUAGAAGAACUGAGAGUAAAGCUGCAGCUGGAAUAGUUGAUGUAGUAUUUUGUGUAGAUACAACUUCAUCUAUGUCAAUGUAUUUAAAUUAAACAAAAGUAAAUAUGAUAUAUAAAAUAUAGAAUACUGUGAAAGAAAUAAUAAAAAAUAUUAAAAAUAAGGCUUAAAAUGAAGAUAUCAGUGUUAAAUUUGGAUUUGUUUGUUAUAGAGAUCAUCCUCCUUAAGAUCAUUCUUAUAUAACUAAGANUAAUUGA